GGAAAAUUCUAACAAUAACAUGAGAGGGAGUGAGAGAUGCACACCAGCAUUACUGAAAGGAGACCCGCCUCAUAAUCCCCACCAGAGACCACUGUCUCACAUUCCCACAUUAAAAAACGACCGACGAUCAUGAUGCACAACAAACCGUUACCAAACGCUAUUCAUUUUUCAUCACCAUUCCUUAUUUCUCACUUUCCUUUAAAUAACAAAUCAUUUGCAUUUCACCGCUUUUCUGGAAUGAAAUAAAAUCUUUCUUCUAAUGCUACGUUUUCUCCUCUCAGGUUAGGGUUUCGCAUUUCUCAUCGAUCCAAGCUUCGAAACCAUAAUUUCUUACUUCCGCUCUGAGUAAUACUCUAAUCCCAUGAUCUUCUUUGAAUCUCGCUCUCUCGUUUUUUCAAUUUUGAUUUUCAACAUUGUUUUUCUCCUGAAUGGUUAUGUGUUCUUUUGAUUAUUAAUGCAUUGAUUCAUUCUCUAUAUGUUGAAUUUUGUUACUGAGGUUUCUGAGAUGGAUGGGAAUGCUGUGAAGCAAAACAAUGCAUGUACUGAGAUUAUACUUGCUGCAGUUGUUGAUACUGUUGUAAAGAAAAUUUCUGAGAAGGGUAACAGUGCUGUAGUCCAUCCAAUUGAAACAGAAAAUGAAGAAAUGAUUCCAGAUGUUGUGAGCAAUGACAGCGUAAAGAGUGACAAGCCGGUUGACGAUGAUCUUAAUGCAGUGGUGGACCAACAAGUGGAACGUAUUGACUUUGCAGCUUGUGCAGAUUCUGUAAAUGUGACAGACAAGUUAAUUCGCUCUUCUACUAAAGAGACUGCCGUUGCAGUCACUGAGAGUGUCUUAACAGAAGCUGUAGUCAGCGAUCCGGAGGGUUCAACUAGUGCAGAGCCACAGAAUGGCCAUGGUCCAGAUUCUGUAACCAAGCAGGAGAAUAAGGAGUUAAGGCACCAGCUGGAGUGCGACUUAAAGCCCCAAUGUGAGCAUCUCACACCCCACUCUUUGCUUCCUCAAAAUCAGGUAUCUGAGGUCAACCCUAGUUUAGGGUCACAAGUAAAAUCUGAUUCCGUUUCUUGUAAUUUUGUGUCGACUAAUCAAAAGAAUGAACUAAAGAAUACUAUAAUUGCUAAUAAUGUCAAAUUAGAACAAGAAAUUGUUAGGUCAAAGAUGGUGGAAGAGCCAUCAUCCAGAAUUGAUGUGCCUGUAUAUGAGGAAUCACAUUCGAAGGAUGUUGAAGAGGCAGACGGGAAAAAGGUAUCUGUUGAGGAAAAUAGCAGUAUCAACAGAAGACCAAACCUGAACAAGACCAAUAGCAAUGAAGAUGUUGGGUAUCUAGAAAAGUUGUACUUGGAUGGAAGUUCUGGUGAUGAUUCCAUGGAAGAGGAUAUGCCGGAGAGCAAGCAAUUUGAUUCUAAGUCUAAUGUUGGCAAACUUAGAGAGAAAGGGGAAAGUGUUGAAAUAAUGAAUGUGAAGGAGCAUGAUACUGUUAUGGUAAGAGAUGGUCUAUCCUCAGAAGGUGGUAUCUACUCCAAUAAUGAUAUUCCUUCUGUUUCCCCUGUCAAGAAACACAAAUUUCUGGAUCAAACAUCAGUUGGGAAUAACAAUCGUGCAAAACGACGAAGGUGGAACUCUGAAACAGUUAACGGUUCAAAUACACAAAGAUCAACUGUCAGACCUGCUACUGCUCCUAUGGGUGAGCCAAUUUCAUUGAAGAGCAAUUUCUCUUGGUCUGAUUCCCCAACAAUCGAUGAUGCGCUCAAAGAACGCAUUGUUCCACCAUCACAAUGGCCCCCAACUAAUUCCCUCAAAAUCGAUGGUUUCCUCCGACCUUUUACCUUAAAAGCAGUGCAAGGACUUCUGGGUAAAACUGGGAAUUUCACCAGUUUUUGGAUGGACGAAAUAAAAACCCAUUGCUACGUCAGUUACACAACUGUUGAGGAAGCCGUGGAGACCCGAAAUGCUGUUUAUAAUCUUCAAUGGCCUCCAAAUGUUGGACGUCUUUUAGUUGCUGAGUUUGUUGAACCCGAAGAUGUGAAAAUGAAGCUAGAACCUCCUCCCCCUGUUGACUUUGUCAACAAUGAUUCAACAGCUCCUCCAGUUCCAGUCACACUUCGUCCUCCAGCGGCUAGAGAGCGGUUUCCCCCGCCACCAGCUUUGUCAAUGCUCUCACCAGCGGCUAGAGAGCGGUUUCCGCCGCCACCACCUUUGUCAAUGCUCCCACCAGCAGCUACAGAACAGCUUCCGCCACCACCACCUUUGUCAGAGCUCCCGGCACCACCUAGAGAAUGGCUUCCACUGGCACCACCUAAAGAAUGGCUUCCACUGCCACCACCACCUAGAGAAUGGCUUCCACUGCCGCCACCACCUAGAGAAUGGCUUCCAUUGGCACCACCAUUGUCAAAUCUCUCGCCAGAUGUUAGAGAACGGAUUCUAUCGCCACCACCCCUCCCAAAGAAAGUUGACAAAACUAUUGUUACAAUUGAUGAUGUCUUUCGCAAAACCAGAGCAACUCCUCGGAUCUAUUAUUUACCAUUAUCCGACGGGCAAGUUGCAGCAAAACUGGCAGCAAUGGGCAGAGGCGUUAAGCAGUAGGCUGUUGUUGUUCAGUGUCUUUUCCCAAUGGUUAUUUUCUGGUUCUUGGUACUGUUGCAUGGGUUUAGAUUAAAUCUAUGUAGUGUAAAAACUUCACCAACUAAGAGCUACUUGACUUGAGUGUAGAUUUUCCUUGACCAAAACAUUCUGAACUUUGAAAAUAUAUGAUAGAUAAUGUACUUCUUUUGCCAUGAAACCAAAUUGUGGAAUAACAAUGUUAAUUGUACUAGCUACAUAAGGAAACAAAUUGGUAACACAGA
Molecule: messenger RNA, 2841 nt
Organism: Lathyrus oleraceus (garden pea)
Lineage: Eukaryota; Viridiplantae; Streptophyta; Magnoliopsida; Fabales; Fabaceae
Product: actin cytoskeleton-regulatory complex protein PAN1
Exons: 4
Coding region: 476-2581 (701 amino acids)
Molecular function (GO): nucleic acid binding
Source: RefSeq, a predicted model, not a curated record